This is a messenger RNA of Paramacrobiotus metropolitanus, 1325 nucleotides long. RefSeq names its product zinc finger FYVE domain-containing protein 21-like. Bases 207 to 1049 code for a protein of 280 amino acids. Gene Ontology annotation, molecular function: metal ion binding. NCBI's taxonomy places the organism in Eukaryota, Metazoa, Tardigrada, Eutardigrada, Parachela, Macrobiotidae. The transcript is spliced from 8 exons. The record is from RefSeq and is a predicted model, not a curated record.
CCGUAUUAGUGGCACACUGGCAGUAGUAAACAAACCGUAUAAGCGUUUGUGAGUGUCUACAACCGAUUCUACGACAGUCUACUCGCUGACUGUCUAGUGUGUGUGAUUGAUUGUAGCUACACUUUUCUUUGACGUGGCCCGUUUGUGUCGUUUUGUGAAUUGGAUUUAAGCUAUCGUUGUUACGGGGACACAUCCGCGUCCGUCUCAUGUUCUUCCUGAUUAAUUUUGCCGGCAUUAUGCGCCAUGAACGUCCUGCGGUUGAGCCAGUGUGUGUCCCGGCUGAUAUUUUAGAUGCGGAGAAUGAUGCGGUGGUGUUGGUACGGCGGAAGAAGAAUGUAGUGCACGGGAAAAGUGGUGUGCGAUGGACGGGAUUGGAUCUGUCGCAAUCGCCGUUGUAUCUGCCUGAACCUCGCUGGAUACCCGAUGAAGCGGUAGCGCAUUGCCGCGGAUGUGGGCGACGUUUUGAUUUCCUUCGGCGCAAGCAUCACUGCCGGCGAUGUGGAGAGAUUUUCUGCGGUACAUGUUGCGGUGUGAAGGCCGGACUGCGACGUAUGGGUUUUGUGGACAAUGUCCGUCAGUGUCAACGCUGUGCUGACAUCAGCCGAAAGGAGAACGUGUUCUUCGACACGCACCUGCUGCCACUCGAACAAGGUGGUCAUUUUUAUGUACAGCAUUGUGGAUCGAACCAUGAUCCGUCAUUAAGUAAAACGACAUUUCGCGUGAGAAUGUCUUGCAACCAUCGCUGGAUCUCCUUUGACGCCUAUGGCUCAUUGCCGGCAGCUUAUACUCGUGACGUUACCCACUUGGAACCGUUGCGUACCAGUGACAUUGUGGAAACCCGCUUCCUUCAUUUCCGCCUGGAAUACUAUGCCGGGACGGUACUCGUUCCCGGAAUGCUCAUCACGUAUCGUCAGGAUGAGCGUCUCAUGCAGCUGUGUCUGCAAGCCUCCCUCCUCCCAGAUCUCGAUGAAUCCCGCAACUGGCUGCUCGCUAUGCAGCAGGCGGAUUUAAUGCUGGCUGAACCCACAACCCCGGCAAAUCCUGCCUGACUUCCUGCUGCUCGGUUUUUACCGGUUAUAUUCUGCUCACUUUCGAUCGACUUGUAACUGUGAUGGAUCUGCGCGCUGUUGUACAUACAAUACGGGAUGCUUUCCUUUUGUGAAUAGUGAUUUAUGAGUAAUUUAUUUGAAUGCAGAACGGAAAAGCUGUCUUUAUGCUUGUACAUACCCGCGGAGCUGCAUCGGCUGAUACUGAUAUGCUGAACAAGAAUAUCGCACGUACAAUAAAUGCUAAUAAAUGUACAAUAAUCUAAUACUGUAUACAAA